GCUUUGCCACGUGAUCUGUCCUCAAACGAACUGGUUGAAAAGGAGUGCGUGACGAGUCAGCUCAGGAAGAACCAUGACCAGCCCGGGAAAAAAAAUUCGAUGUUCGACCGUGCAAACGUUUAAAACUAGCUAAACUGGAUUAAUUUGGAUUGUGAUCUCAACCUGGGUGGUUUGCUUUGAGUCUGCAGGUCAGCGGUCUCAAACAACAAACAAAGAUGGCGCCGCGCUGCGGAUAACCGUGAAGAUGAAGAUGUAAACACACAUAGAGGCUGGCUAUAAAACGAAAUACAUUUAAGCGAGAUUGUUCAAAACAUGUCGGAGGUAAAGUUAGGGAGACCAGUUAGAAGGUCUUCCAAUUCUAGUAUUUCAUCUAGAGCGUCCAAUGUGUCCUUCUCGGAGAAGGUUCGGCGUGAGUCGACCGCCAAAUUUGACAACUUCAUGAAGGAAUGCCGUGCGGCUUACCUGGCCGUUUUAAGUAGUACAACCGAGAAAAUCACAUCCAUUGACGAACUGAUCCUAGCCCUUCAGUUUGGUGGAAGAAAUCCUUCAAUGAAGUUUGUACAAAAAUAUUGGAGACAUGACACAGAUAGUAUAUCGUACAAUGAUUUUUGUGACAUAAUGAGGAAGGAAAAACCCCUGAAUAAGGACUCUAUCCUCAAGGCAUUCAAAUGUAUUGACAAGAAUGGUGAUGGAUUUAUAACGUAUGAUGAGCUGUUUACAUUGUUGACCAAGCGAGGAGAAAGGAUGACUAAAUCUGAGGUGCAAGAAAUUCUUGAUGAUGCUGACAUAAACAAUGAUGGGAAACUGGACUAUAAUGAGUUUGCAGCCCUGCUUGUAAGUACAGCAGAUGACUGUAAACAGAAAAGCUUAAAGAAACUGGCAAAAGCUGACGAUGAUACCACUUCUUCGUACACACCACAAUCUUCUAUUAAUAAAAGACAAAGUAUAAACAAGCAAAACAUUCAGGAACCUGACAACCUGAAGGAUUGGUACCAAGGAUGCAGUAAGGGUAGUUUCUUUAUUGAUGGAGAUGGUAUCAUAACCAGCCAUCAGUUCAAACUACAUCUUACAAAGGAUUCUGAUGUCUUUGUAACUAUCCAACCCACUGCUAAUAAGAAAGUUGCAGAUAAACUGAAAACCAUGGACAUGGCAGUAUUCUGUGUGGAUAAGAAUUCAGAGCUGGUUACUUUUACAGAGUCUAAGCUAGGACCAAAAUAUUGUUUUCAUCAUGAGUUGGGGAGAGGAACAUACAGCUUAAUUUCCUUCACAACUGGGUGUCGACUUUCUGUCAGGAAGUCCACACCAGGCAAAAAAGCCAACCUUACCACUGGCUCUGGAGAAAAUAUGAAGCUUAGCAAGACGUUUAGGGAAGCUCUAACUGAUAUCUUUGACCGUUGCGACCUUGAUGGCAAUGGAUACUUAAGUCGGGAAGAAUUUGACUUUUUUCAGAUGAAAUCUGGUGGUGAACAAUGUGAUGACGAUGCAUGGGAAAUCAUGAAAGAUAAUUUUGAAGUGAAAGACGAUGAGAUCACUCUGAAGGGAUUCCUUGACCUGAACAUGAUGGAAGCUCAAGAUGCUGAUGGUGAUCCCAAUGACUUAUGGCUGACUCUUGAAAACAUGGGCUUCAACAAAGCUCUUGAGUUAGAUCAGUCAUGUCCAUUUUUGCUAGAGGUUUUCUCUAACAAGUGUAGGCCAACUUUACAAGUGAACUCAAUCCUAGAGAACAGAAAUGAUGUCGUGGAGAAAGCUGUAGUGACUUCAGUACUUAAUAACAUCUCCAAAAAGGAGAAUGUAAGAGGAAUGAGAGAUCUUAUUUUGUACAAGUAUGAGAGUGCCAUAAGAGUGACACUGGUGCUACAGAAUACGUCUCACAGUGAUGUCGUUGUCAGAGUGGAUUGCAGCAACAGUAAGAACUGUUUAAGCCACCGAGGUGACCUGGACUACACAAUAAAGCUAGAGGCCAACAGCACAGGGGUUGUUCACCAUUUUGUACCUCAGGACGCACGGAGGGAGUGGGGUGUGAAGCACUCCUUGACAAUCGAACAGUGAUAUUCUUUGUGUGCUUUCAGUUUCCAUACUCAGUUUACACAAUGUACAAAUGUAAAUUAUACAAAAAAUGCUGCGAUAUCAUAACAUUAAAGUGUAGAUCAAUCCUC
Messenger RNA from Orbicella faveolata, 2156 nucleotides. RefSeq names its product EF-hand calcium-binding domain-containing protein 7-like. Gene Ontology annotation, cellular component: ciliary membrane; plasma membrane protein complex. Gene Ontology annotation, molecular function: calcium ion binding. NCBI's taxonomy places the organism in Eukaryota, Metazoa, Cnidaria, Anthozoa, Scleractinia, Merulinidae. The record is from RefSeq and is a predicted model, not a curated record. Gene Ontology annotation, biological process: positive regulation of protein localization to ciliary membrane.